AUGUGGAUUAAUGGAAUGCUUUACAAGCUAUACUACACCAAAGGGGUAACUGGUAAAACUUGGCGGCUCAUACGAAAUUGGUACUUGAACAUGAAAGAAUUUGUUAUCGUUGAAGGAAAAUCAUCUCGUAUAUACGAGCUAGGGCAAGGUACAAGACAAGGUGGGGUUCUAUCACCCUGGCUUUUCCAGGUAUUCAUAGACAACCUUAUCGAAGAAUUGAGCAAUAUUAAAUCUGGAAUUUGCAUCAACACCGUGUAUUUCGGAUCACCCAUGUUUGCGGACGAUCUAACUAUGCUAUCACGUAUGAAAUCUGGACUGGACAAAAUGUUACGAUGUCCUUCGGAAUACAGCAACAAAUGGAGAUUUACAUUUAAUGCCACGAAAACGGUAGUUUUAACGUUUGGUGAAAGCGAUCGGGAACGUAGUGUAAAUCGCAGCAUUAGAGAUUGA
This is a messenger RNA of Paramuricea clavata, 450 nucleotides long. The record is from the annotation of a GenBank genome assembly. NCBI's taxonomy places the organism in Eukaryota, Metazoa, Cnidaria, Anthozoa, Malacalcyonacea, Plexauridae.